AUGCGGAUGAGUAAGAAGCGAUGGGUGAUGUUGCUGAUGGUGUACAUCGUCUACCUGCUGGUGGGGGCCUAUGUGUUCCAGGUCCUGGAAGCGCCCUCCUCAAUAGAAGAGAAGCUGAAGAAGAUCAUGGCAGUGCAGCAACUGCAGCUCCAGUCUUCUGGUGGGUGUUGCCAAUGUUACCACAUCCAAUGUUACCACAUCCAAUGUUACCACAUCCAAUGUUACCACAUCCAAUGUUACCACACCCAAUGUUACCACAUCCAAUACCUCGUGUCGGACGAAAACCUCACGGAUGAGAACCUUGGUUGGAACUGGGACUUCUGGAACGCCUUCUUCUUCUCAUUCAUCACCAUUACCACCAUAGGUUACGGCCACCUGUCGCCACGUACUACAUUCGGGCAGCAGUUCUGCAUCUUGUAUUCAUUGUUCGGCAUCCCACUGAACACAAUGGUGUUCGUUACACUUGCAGGCUUCUACUCUGAUUUUGUGUUGACGAGAGAAGAUCGAGAGGGUGGCAACGGAAGAACCGCGGUCCAGGUGGUGAGUCGGGCGCUGGUGUAUCUCAUGCCGGGACUGAUUUUAUUCCUGAUCGUGCCAGCCGUUAUCGUGAUGGAGGUUGAGGGAUGGACAUUCCUUCAGAGCUUCUACUUCGCCUUCAUCUCCCUCACCACCAUCGGAUAUGGCGACUUCGUGGCGGGGGGACAAGGCUACACCGGGUACAGAGACUUCCUAUACAAAGGCUACAUUAUGUUGUGGACCAUGUUUGGCUUGUCUUACCUCAUAAUGAUCAUCACAUUCCUCGUAGAUGCUCUCAAGUCUGAUCCGGUCAGAGCGGUGGAAGAGCGGACAGCCCGGCUGCUGCUGAAGCGCACAGCUCGUCUGCAGGCGCUGGUGAACAGCUUUCUGGUGCAUCAUCACAGGCUGCACCAGAAUUAUACUCCGAAGAAUUUGCCAGAGGAAAAGUUGGUAGGCAAUGACACUGGUCAGGAAAACCCAAGCUUAGAUGUUAUAGACAACAGCAACGACGAUCCAAAAAUUGACGAAAAUGUCGAAUGCAUCAUGGUAAGUGACGAGGAAAUUAUCUCAGGACGAUCGAGACGUUCUUCUGUCACUACAUUGGCAGGGAGAAAGCCUUCCACCCGUUCUAGAGUUUCUCAUCGGUCUGAUGGAAGACGAAGUAUAGUGUCGACCAAAUCCAAAAAAAGCCGAAGCUCGAACAUCGUGCAUCCAACAACGCCAGAAGUACCGAUGUCAUACCUUGGAAUGAAGAAACGUUCGACCAUCGUUAAUGCUAUGGCAAAAAUCAUGCCCGGAGAUUCAAUGGAGCGACAUUAUCCCACGUACAAUCAUGGCUCCAGCAUCAUGCACUGCUGUAGUGGUGACAUGUACCACGCUCACAUUGACAUCGACCAUCACCACAGCGACAUGCACACGUACGAUAACUAUAGCAAGGAGCUCUUGACACUAGCCGCACUCGUGGAUAAAGUUGAGCGUCUUCUCGAGAUGGUCAAAAGGAAUGAACCCACGGACACCGACACCGACGAAAUGAAUUCUGAAGAAGGAUGUGACCCGAAGACUGCCACGCCAAGCCCAUCCACGAGUGAAUCUACUGACAUUCACGUUAAGGAAGUCCCUCCUAUGAGCGAGGAUAUAGAUAUCGGUAAAGAUAAAGAAUUAGAAGACAAUUCCUUACAUUUUGAAACUGCAAACCUUUAAUAGAUCAAUAUGAUAAAUGGAAUUUUUGUCUUAUCAUUACGGAACCUCGAGGUUCUUAUCAAAUGUUUUAAUGUAAGCGUUAUUGCAUUUACUGAUUUCCAUUCCAUAUAUUUUUGUUUAUUUUUAAUUAAGCAUUGAAGCUACUUUACAAAUGAAUUUCCAGUCGAGUUGGACUUAUUUCCUUGUACAGAAACGUAUCGCUUUGGUUGCCAGACCAGUGGUUCCUUAUUCUGAAGCAGACCUUAUACGAGUAACUCCAAAAAUAUCGCAUAAAUUCCCAUCGCCCAUUACUUCAACACAAGAAAUGAUUAUUUGAGGUGCGUUGCCUUUAUUGUCAUCAAAUAAAAUCACAAGCAGUUAAAAUUAAAGGCCUCUUUGCCGAGCUUUCACUGUAACUCAAGAAUGAUCGGAUUACUAGAUACGUAACUCGUAAUUAUAUUGCCAAGCAAUCUGCGCAUUGGUAUGCAUGAACUACACAAAACUCCGAAAAAUAAUUCAACUGAUAUAAUUCUAGCACUUAUAUAACUGAUAUUUUGCGUUAGCACAGAACGCCGUCAGGCUUUCACGACCAACGCCACAUCGCUGUCGUGACAGCAAGCGAACCGCACGACAACAUUAGUUGUUGAAAAUCACAACACAAGGCUCAGACAAUAGAACAUUUAAAUGACAUUUUCAACCGCAAUCAAAGUUAGUGAUACCAAAUUAGCAAAAAUAUCGUACGUCGUCUUCUCCUGUGUUGAACAUCCUGCAGUUGCUCUUGUUCGGUGCUGUUGGCUUGUUGUUGAAAUGGGACCAAUUUUUCGAGUCAAGAAAUUGCUCUUCAUCCAACAUGUGAUAGCAUGAUAGUUCCGAGUUACAUCCUAAGUUUGCGUGUACGAUAAAUUACGUUUCUGCUAGGAAGAGAAAUUGUUUACGCCAGUGAGCAAGACGCUAAAUCCAACCAAACACAGAAACCCUUUUUCAAAAGCCUAAUUUUGAAGAAUUCAAGUCCAUACAUCCUCAGGAUCAAAAAGACCAUGAAUAGGCAGCCGUCACGUCGCUCGAUCUAUUAUUCCAUGUUUCCUUCUCGUUCGUAAAAUGUUGCAUUAACAAUCGCUAUCCUCCACCUCCAAUUUAUUGUUUGUAUGACGCUUCAACACUUGCAAGCCUGCCUCCCUUUCCCGAUGUUCCUGGAUACGAGCUGGGCUCGAGGGUAGAGUUCCUGAACAAAACUCGAUACACUGUAAUAUGUCGUCCUUAAUUUUUUUGCACGAUGUGUUAACAUUUUGAUGGUUAUAAUAACAUAAUAUACUAUCAUAACGAACAUACUCACCUCAAUAGUGCCUUGAACGCUCAUUGUAAAGAGUGAGUUUUGAGAGUGAAUUACCAGUUUGGUUAAUUUUUUUGUAACUAAUCAUU
Molecule: messenger RNA, 3114 nt
Organism: Hyalella azteca
Lineage: Eukaryota; Metazoa; Arthropoda; Malacostraca; Amphipoda; Hyalellidae
Product: potassium channel subfamily K member 10-like
Exons: 6
Coding region: 1-1716 (571 amino acids)
Biological process (GO): potassium ion transmembrane transport; stabilization of membrane potential
Cellular component (GO): membrane
Molecular function (GO): potassium ion leak channel activity
Source: RefSeq, a predicted model, not a curated record